AUGGAAAAUGGAGAGGGUCUGGGAUUAGAGAAGGAAGGUGAAGCAGAAAUAAGAAUGGGGGAGGAGGGGAGAAGAAAACAGGAAGAAAUGGUGAAGAUGUCCUUGUCAGAGGGCUCAGUCAGACCCAGCGACCUGCUGGCCCAGUUCAAGCAGGCGGGGCCCAGAACCAAGGCUCACAUCUGGGCGGCGGAAGUGCUGGACAACACCGUGGAGCUCAUCCGCGAGAUGGUCUACACCAACACCAUGACCCAGCCCAACAUCACUGAGCUGCUGAGUGUGGAAGACGUGGAGACGCUCCUGCAGGCGAGCGGCUGUUCGGCCGAGCUCCGCCCACCCGUCUGUGCGACGGACUGCCUGUCCCAACGCUACCGCACCAUCACGGGGGAGUGCAACAACAGACAGCACCCUCUGUGGGGUGCAGCUAACACCCCGUACACCCGGUGGCUGCCCCCGGAGUACGAGGAUGGCCGGGCUGCACCCCGCGGCUGGGACCCCCAGCACGCCUAUCACAACUUUACUCUACCCCCGGUGCGCUCGGUCUCUCAGGUGGUGCUCUACACCCAGAACGAGGACAUCUCCAUGGACGCCUCGCUGUCCCACCUGCUGGUGGAGUGGGGCCAGUGGCUGGACCACGACCUGACCCUCACCCCCCAGAGCCCCAGCACCUCCACCUUCCGCACGGGGGCCGACUGUACCCGGACCUGCAGCCGAGACACGCCCUGCUUCCCCAUACAGAUUCCUCUCACGGACCCUCGCUCGGGCUCGCAGAGCUGCAUGCCCUUUUUCCGCUCCGCCCCCAGCUGCGUCGUCGCGGCGACCCCGCUGCGUCACCGGGAGCAGCUCAACGCCAUCACCUCCUUCGUGGACGCCAGCAUGGUGUACGGCAGCUCCGCCUCCCUCUCCGCCGCCCUGCGCAACCUCUCCUCCCCCCUCGGCCUGCUGGCGCUCAACCCGCUGCACGCCGACGGGGGGCUGGCCUACAUGCCGUACCUGCCCCGCCCGCCCCUCCACCCGGACCCCUGCGGGCCGUGCCGGGGGGGGGAGAACUGCACCGACCCGGAGACCCCCGCGGAGCAGGCCAACCUGACCUCCUGCUUCCAGGCAGGGGACUCGCGGGCCAACGAGCACCUGGGGAUGAUCGCGCUGCACACGCUCUUCCUGCGGGAGCACAACCGGCUGGCGGGCCGGCUGCACCUCGUCAACCCCCACUGGGGCCCCGAAACCCUGUACCAGGAGGCCCGCAAAAUUGUGGGGGCCGUGCACCAGGUGCUGACGUGGGACCGCUACCUGCCGCGGGUCCUGGGGGAGAUCGGGGCCCGCUCCCUCCUCCCCCCGUACCGGGGCUACGGCGCCGAGGCGGACCCCAGCAUCGCCAACGCCUUCUCCACCGCCGCCUUCCGCUUCGCCCACGUCACCGUGCAGCCCCGGGUGGCCCGCCUGGGCCCCGGCUACGCCCCCAGCCCCGAGCACCCGCCCCUGCCCCUCCACCGCUCCCUCUUCGCCUCCUGGAGGGUGGUGCAGCAGGGUGGUAUAGACCCAGUGCUGAGAGGGCUGCUGUUUUCCCCGGCGAAGCUGCAGAGUCCGGGGCAGAUGAUGGUGGAGGAGCUGACGGAGAGGCUGUUCCAGGCCCAGGGGGGGCUGCCGCUGGACCUGGGGGCCCUCAACCUGCAGCGGGGCAGAGACCACGGCCUGCCCGGGUACAGUGCGUGGCGUCAGCUGUGCAAUCUCUCGGUUCCGGUGACGGGGCCGGACCUGGCCCAGACGCUGGGAAACCGCAGCCUGGCCCAGAAGCUCCUGGGCCUGUACGGGACGCCGCGCAACAUCGACCUGUGGGUGGGGGCCAUUUCCGAGCCCCCGCUCCCCGGGGGGCGGGUGGGGCCGCUGCUGGCCUGCCUGAUGGCCAAACAGUUCCGGGCCCUGAGAGACGGAGACAGGUUCUGGUGGGAGAGGGAAGGGGUCUUCAGCGAAGCCCAAAGGGCUGAGCUUCAGAGGGUCUCCCUGUCCCGGAUCAUCUGUGACAACACCCACAUCGCCCACGUGCCCCCCGACCCCUUCGCCCGAACCCAGCGCCCGGGCGACGUGCUGCCCUGCUCCCACCCCCUCAUCCCACACCUGGACCUGAGCCCCUGGGGGGAGCCGGACACAGAUCCCAUUUGUGGUGCCAUCCCCAGGCUGAAGUUUGGUUUUUCUCUGCUCUGCGACUCUGCCCUGCUGUACCGUUGCCAUGACGGCUACCGCCUAAACGGCCCCUCCUCCAUCAGAUGCGACCACAACAGCAACCAAUGGAGUCCAGCUCCGCCCACCUGUCAAGAUAUAAAUGAGUGUGCCGGUCAGCCUUCUCCUUGCCCACAGAACACGGAGUGUGUCAACACACCUGGUUCCUAUACCUGCUCCGACGGCCUGCCGUCCGGCUCCGUCAGUUCACUGGUUUCCGCGGUGAUGGCAGUCGUUGGCGGCGUCGCCGCACUGGCGCUGGUGAUCAUAUGCUACCGGAGAUUCGUUCUUAAGAGACACAAGCCUGUGAUUGGUGGGUGCUGCCAGAGAAAGGACCAAUGGAAUGGCGGGGACCACGCCCUCAAGGAGGGAACGUCGCAGUGACCUGAAGCACAUGAAGAGAACGGUGCGUUAGAGAAUGCACCAAUGGGCACGCUCCCCUCAGCACCAGCGUGUACUCCGUAAGUGUCAGUUAAGCCAAGAAGGACAGUUCCACCUCGAGCUCUUUUUCAGUGGUGUACCUUCCAAGCAGGUGGAAAUGAGCACAUAUCAAUAUAAUCAAGACUUCAUGCCAUGUUUUUUUGGAGGCAUGGGAUAUCUAGCUGAACGAAGACAUUACCCCCUUCCGUUUUGUGUCCUGUAGGAUCUUAUUGUUUGAUCAUUUUCUUGAUCCAGCGUUUGAUGUCUACCUUGUAUAUUAGCUGUUGCAUUGCUUGUAUUUAAGCCAAUGUAUUGCCUAAUGCAAUACGCUUGGCUUUGUAAUAUUUAGCUAAUUCCUUCAGAGCAAUGCUAAAUUCACAGUUUAAUUGAAGUAUGCAUGAGAAUAAAUAUUGUCAUGAUUUUGAUUCUGAAAAUAUGUAAUUCUGGUCAUUUGAGCGAUUUGUGUGAUUUCCAUGAUGAUAAUCCAUUCUGACCUAAACAUCACAGGACAUACAGAUACUGGCUUGUGUAUAUAUAUAACGUUCUGAUGGCUACUCCACAAUGCAUUUCAGCCAACAAGUGGGCUCCUCAACGACAGAUUUUUUUGAGAGAUAUUAAACA
Messenger RNA from Anguilla anguilla (European eel), 3255 nucleotides. RefSeq names its product eosinophil peroxidase (gene epx). Bases 1 to 2598 code for a protein of 865 amino acids. NCBI's taxonomy places the organism in Eukaryota, Metazoa, Chordata, Actinopteri, Anguilliformes, Anguillidae. The record is from RefSeq and is a predicted model, not a curated record. Gene Ontology annotation, biological process: response to oxidative stress. Gene Ontology annotation, molecular function: calcium ion binding; heme binding; peroxidase activity. The transcript has 15 exons.